This is a messenger RNA of Budorcas taxicolor (takin), 1815 nucleotides long. It is a transcript of the gene ZNF699, whose product is annotated as zinc finger protein 699. Gene Ontology annotation, cellular component: nucleus. The record is from RefSeq and is a predicted model, not a curated record. Lineage: Eukaryota; Metazoa; Chordata; Mammalia; Artiodactyla; Bovidae. Gene Ontology annotation, molecular function: DNA-binding transcription activator activity, RNA polymerase II-specific; RNA polymerase II cis-regulatory region sequence-specific DNA binding. Gene Ontology annotation, biological process: regulation of transcription by RNA polymerase II. The transcript has 4 exons. The coding region runs from base 1 to 1815 and encodes 604 amino acids.
AUGGAGGAAGAGAGAAUAGCUGCUGAGUUACAGAAAAAUGUGAUACAGGACACAGUGGUCUUUGAGGAUGUGGCUGUGGACUUUACCCAAGAGGAGUGGGCUCUGCUGAAUCUCGCUCAGAGAAACCUCUACAGAGAUGUGAUGCUGGAAAACUUCCGGAACCUGGCCUCAUUAGGUUUCGAGAUUCAACUUAGAAUUAAUGAAUCAGUUGCUCCACAAGAUACUUAUGGAAAAAUAUCCAAUGAACAGGAUGUAGUAGGAUUCAAAAGGAGUGAUUCCUCAUUGUCCGUUUUACAUAAAAUCUGGGAAUACCAUGAUAUUGAUUAUCAGAACAAAAACCACAAGAAACGUUUGAGAAUUCAUGGGGUUGAGAACAUCUACAAGCAUAAUGAAGAAAAUCAGUGUGGCCUAACCUUCAGCCAAAUUUCACACCUUAAGAUACUCAAGAGUACUACCGAAGUGAGAGCCUAUGAGUGCCGUGUGUGUAAAAAGGCCUUCAUAGAUCAUUUAUCCCUGAAGAAUCACAUUAGGUCUCACACUGGUAGCAAACCCUAUCAGUGUAACGAAUGUGGGAAAGGUUUCCAUUUUUUUGCUUGUUUUAAGAAGCAUAUGAAAACUCCCACUGAAGAGAAACCCUAUGAAUGUAAGGAAUGUACCAAAGCCUUCAGUUGUUCUUCCUUCUUUCGGGCACAUAUGAAGAUUCAUGCAGGAAAGACAAGUUGCGAAUGCAGGGAAUGUGGGAAAACCUUUAGCUGUUCUUCAUCCCUCACAGAACACAAAAGAAUUCACAGUGGAGAUAAGCCUUAUGAAUGUAAGGAGUGUGGGAAAGCCUUUAGCUGUUCCUCUUCACUCUCCAAACACAAAAGGAUUCACAGUGGAGAUAAGCCAUAUGAGUGUAAGGAGUGUGGGAAGGCCUUCAGUUCCUCCUCUCACCUUAUCAUACAUAUAAGAAUCCAUACUGGAGAAAAGCCUUAUGAAUGUCAAGAGUGUGGGAAAGCCUUCAGUGAGUCCUCGAAGCUCACUGUACACGUUAGAACACAUACAGGCGAGAAACCCUAUAAAUGUAAGGAAUGUGGGAAAGCCUACAACUGUCCAUCCUCCUUGAGCAUCCACAUGAGAAAACACACAGGGGAAAAACCCUAUGAAUGCCUAGAAUGUGGGAAAGCCUUCUAUCUUCCCACUUCCCUGAAUACACAUGUGAAAAAUCAGAGUAGAGAGAAACCGUAUGAAUGUAAAGAAUGUGGAAAAGCCUUCAGUUGCCCUUCGUCCUUUCGAGCACACGUGAAAGAUCACACUGGAAAGGCGCAGUAUGAAUGUAAGGAAUGUGGGAAAGCCUUCAGUCGUUCCUCAUCCCUCACUGAACACUUAAGAACUCACAGUGGAGAAAAGCCUUAUGAAUGUAAGGAAUGUGGGAAAGCCUUCAUCAGCUCAUCCCACCUGACGGUACAUAUAAGAACUCACACUGGAGAGAAACCUUAUGAAUGUAAGAAAUGUGGAAAAGCCUUCAUUUACCCCUCAGCCCUUAGGAUCCACAUGAGAACACACACUGGGGAGAAACCCUAUGAAUGUAAGGAAUGUGGGAAAGCCUUUCGCCAUUCUUCAUACCUGACUGUCCAUACAAGGAUGCACACUGGAGAGAAACCCUUUGAAUGUCUGGAAUGUGGGAAAGCUUUCAGUUGUCCUUCAUCCUUUCGAAGACAUGUAAGAAGCCACACUGGUGAGAAGCCCUAUGAAUGUAAGGAAUGUGGGAAAGCCUUUGUUUGUCCCGCUUACUUUCGAAGACAUGUGAAAACUCACACCAGAGAAAAUAUAUAA